Molecule: messenger RNA, 433 nt
Organism: Drosophila navojoa
Lineage: Eukaryota; Metazoa; Arthropoda; Insecta; Diptera; Drosophilidae
Gene: Spase12
Product: Signal peptidase complex subunit Spase12
Biological process (GO): protein targeting to ER
Cellular component (GO): signal peptidase complex; membrane
Source: RefSeq, a predicted model, not a curated record
UAUCGAACACAUCUUCGAUUCUACUGCUGACGUGCCGCAACCGAAUUUGUUUACGCAUAUAAAGUGCAAAAUUGUCAGAAAUCUCAAAAUGCUUGAUAUACAAACACAUAUGGACUUUGUUGGCCAGGCCAAAGCUGAACGCUGGUCCCGUAUCAUCAUAACACUCUUUGGAGUAAUUGGUCUCAUUUAUGGUGCCGUGGUGCAGCAGUUCUCCCAAACUGUUUACAUACUGGGUGUUGGAUUCCUGAUAUCUUCACUGAUUACGAUUCCCCCAUGGCCCAUCUAUCGCAAAAAUCCGCUCAAGUGGCAGAAGCCGGUAAACACUGAGCAGAAGCAAGUGACAAGUGAUUCCAGUGAAGAAGGCAAAAAGAAAAAGAAAUAGUUGUAGCAAUAGCUAAAUAAAUAAAUCUAACUUCAGUUGUAGACAUAUGAA